Messenger RNA from Trichomycterus rosablanca, 927 nucleotides. RefSeq names its product olfactory receptor 8I2-like. Gene Ontology annotation, cellular component: membrane. The coding region runs from base 1 to 927 and encodes 308 amino acids. Gene Ontology annotation, biological process: G protein-coupled receptor signaling pathway; detection of chemical stimulus involved in sensory perception of smell. Lineage: Eukaryota; Metazoa; Chordata; Actinopteri; Siluriformes; Trichomycteridae. Gene Ontology annotation, molecular function: odorant binding; olfactory receptor activity; G protein-coupled receptor activity. The transcript has a single exon. The record is from RefSeq and is a predicted model, not a curated record.
AUGCUCAAUUUUAAUAUAACAUUCAUUUUUUCAGCUUAUGGACCUUCAGGGCCACUUAAUUAUGGUGUCUUCUUUGUCACUUUUAUAACUUACCUGGCAACAGUUUUUGCCAAUUUAAUGUUAAUGCUGGUGAUCUACACUGACUCAAAUCUUCACAGACCUAUGUAUAUCUUUUUAUUUAAUCUGGCAAUCAAUGGAGUGAUUGGAGGCUCUGCAGUUCUGCCCAACAUCAUGAAAAACCUUCUUGACGAUGCAAAAAUGAUCUCCUAUAGCAACUGUCUGCUGCAAGUGUUCUUUAUUAAUUUUUAUGCAAUCUGUGCAUAUGCAAUAUUAACAGUAAUGGCAUAUGAUAGGUAUGUCUCUAUUUGUAAACCACUGCAAUAUCAUAAUAUAAUGACACCCACUAAGGUUAGGUUGCUUCUAGGGAUCGUUUACAUUUUUCCUUUUUGUUUUUUAGCUGUACAGAUUUACAUUACUUCCAAGUUGCCGACUUGUGGGUAUAAAAUAAAUAAGCUGUUCUGUGAUAACCUAGCAGUUGUCAGCCUGUCCUGUGUAAAAAGUGCAUUUGGAGACCUGUUUGGUUUGGCUGGGGUUGUUGUUUUUGCUGUUCUUCCUUUGCUAUUGGUUAGUCUGUCAUAUGUAAAAAUUUUACUUGUCAGUUUAAAAUCAUCAGCAAAUGCCAAGAAGAAAGCUCUAAAAACCUGUGUUCCCCAUUUAAUCACGUUUAUUAAUUUUUCAUUGGCUACCCUUUUUUCUGUGAUAUACAAUAGAUUAAAUAAUGAUCUUUCUAAAGAGCUUAAUGUUUUCAUGUCAGUACAUUUUAUUUUAGUACCACCUUUACUGCAUCCACUUAUCUAUGGAAUAAAAACUAAAACAAUAAGUAAAAGUCUUUUAAAACUUUUAAAUAAAAGGGUUUUUACUUUUUAA